Scleropages formosus (Asian bonytongue) is the source of this 3845-nucleotide messenger RNA. RefSeq names its product receptor (TNFRSF)-interacting serine-threonine kinase 1, like (gene ripk1l). Gene Ontology annotation, molecular function: JUN kinase kinase kinase activity; ATP binding; protein binding. NCBI's taxonomy places the organism in Eukaryota, Metazoa, Chordata, Actinopteri, Osteoglossiformes, Osteoglossidae. The coding region runs from base 365 to 2311 and encodes 648 amino acids. The transcript has 11 exons. The record is from RefSeq and is a predicted model, not a curated record. Gene Ontology annotation, biological process: signal transduction; protein phosphorylation.
CGUUUGUAACAGUGCGGAAGUUUGAGCGCCGUUCAAAGUGGUUGUAAUGUGAAAGGUAUUCUGUUUAAAGUGUUACAUUCGCUUCUGAAAGUGUAGCAACAACAUUCUGAAUGGCCUAUUUUGUCACUAUUUUCUAAAGUUGAAGGCUCUCUAACAUGCAAGCUGUACUUAACUUGACACCAGACAGAGAUAUCUUCUUGUCAUCUAGUUAUGUAAAAUGCCACAUAGACAAGAAACUAGUGUUGUCACUAGCGCAACGUAAAACACGCGGUGAAAACUUGUAGCGUUUCGAGUCAGGCUGGUUCUGUUUCACACUUAGCCCACGGUCCCCUGUGCUGGCCGGAGAACUUGCGGAGCGGCUGCCAUGGCUGCGGCACCAACAUCCAUCUACAUGAAGUCCUCAGACCUCAUCAAGAAGGAGCCGCUGGACUAUGGUGGCUUUGGGCAGGUGUACCUGUGUUACCACAAGACCUAUGGCCAGGUGGUUCUCAAGACUGUCUACACAGGGCCUCCACGCAAUGAGGGAAACAAAAAAUCACUGAUCGAAGAGGGGCUUCUUAUGCAGAAGCUGAACCAUCAGCGUGUGGUGAAACUGCUGGGGUUGAUCCUGGAGGAUGGGGCAUACUCCUUGGUGAUGGAACUCAUUCCCAAAGGCAACCUGCUGGCCAUGCUGAAUAGUGUUGAUGUACCUAUGUCCAUAAAGGGGAGGAUCAUUUUAGAGAUCCUUGAAGGAAUGGUGUACUUAUCCAACAGCAAUGUGAUACACAAAGACUUGAAGCCAGAAAAUAUUCUAGUGGACGAGGAGUUCCACAUCAAGAUUGCAGACCUGGGCCUAGCCACCUGCCAGUCGUGGAGCAGGUUAACCAAGGAAGAGUCACGGCGGCAGAGUCGGAUGGGAUGCCGUAGCUAUGCCAACACUGCUGGCACCCUCUGCUACAUGGCCCCAGAACACUUGGACAGCAUUCACGCACGCUCCACUGAGAAGUCCGACGUCUACAGCUUCGCCAUCGUAGUCUGGGUCAUUCUCACGGGCAGAGAGCCGUACGAGAAUGCCUUCAACGAAGACCAUAUAUGCCAGUGUGUGCGGAAAGGGGAUCGCCCUAAUGAAAGCAUCAUUCCAGCCUGUACGCCACCAGAGAUGAUGACGUUGAUGAAGAAGUGCUGGCAUCAAGACCCGAACCAACGGCCAACAUUUGCAGAAAGCUACGAGUCAUUCCAGCUCUUUUACAAGGACAAUUUAGAAAAAGAUGUAGAGAGAGAUGCAUGUGACCUUAUGGCAAAAUACAAAGGCCCAACAGACUUUGUGGAAAAGAUGCAGUCCUUGUCUAUGGAAAGGUUGACUUCACAAACAGACUCUCCAACCUCGUUGAGGGCGGAUGUGUCCCCUGUCGAGGCCAGCAUUGAGGAUAUGAACUCACUCACCAGUUCUGAGCUGUCCAUCCAGGGAGAUGCUGCCCCUGUCUGCAACAACCUGGAGGUUAAGCUGGCUCAGGAGCUCGAUUACCACAAACAUGGCAGCUACAGCUGUGUGGACCACUCUGCUGCGGAAGUUGAGAGAGAGACUUGGAGGGAGAUGCUCAGAAGAGCAGCAGCUCCUCAGCAGGUUUCCUCCGUUCAGUCAUGGACCAAGAGUGACCCUGUUGCCGGGAGCAGUCUGGAGAACUUCAACUGGUCUGGCCAGUUGCCUUCAGUACCAAGCCUGAGUCCAAGUGUGGGAGUGCCGCCUAUGACAUCCUAUUCCCAGUACCAAUAUUCCCAGUAUGAGCAAGCCCAGCCCUGGCCUGUGCCCAUUCCAGAAUCUGAAGCCCCAGACCCUGCAGCUGGAAUGCGUUACAACUCAGCUGCGAUGCUGCCUCAUUCAGAUCAAGGAAGUCUGUUUAUACAAAAUGCCAGUGGGAUCCAAAUUGGUCACAACAACCAGCUUAGCAUCAGAAGUCAAGACUACAGUUUGGCCGGCACUCACGCCACCGAAAGUAGUACCAUGUUCAAAGAGCUCCUCCAGAAAUAUGAGGACCACUCCGUGACGGAAGAACACCUCGACUUGCUCCGCGAGAACAUCGGAGUUAAGUGGAAACGGUGUGCACGGCGCCUGGGCCUCUCCGAAGUGGAGGUGGAGACCAUUGAGCACGACUACGCACGCGACGGCCUGAAAGAGAUGGUCUACCAGGCGCUAGAGAAGUGGAAGAUGAAGGAGGGCUAUGUGGGCUGCACAGUGGGCAAACUGUGCCGUGCCCUCAGUGACUCCGUCAAGGUGGAUCUCCUCUGCAGGCUGCUGGAGAUCUGCCGAAGCCCCACUUCUCCCAUAAGCUGAGGAGGCCUUAUUUACUCUUGGCUUAGUUAAUCAUCAAUUAAGACAGCUUUUCAAAAGUGUUGGGACUGAAUCAGCAGGCAGCCAGAGAAAGGUGUCUUCACAUGGAACACUGGUGUUUUUUCUCACGCUCUGGGAGGCACGUGCUGUGUGACUCCUGGAAGUGUACCAGUGGAAUGAUCUCCCCAGUCCAGUGCAGAUGGUCAGAAGUGUUUAAAUUGAAAUGUUUCACACAUUGAAAUCCUGUGGUCCACAACUUUAGUCCAGAGAUGAGUACUUUAUUGCUUUAUUUGACAUUUGAAUACUAUAAACGUUACUGGAAAGUAUUUUCUAUUAAAGAUAUCGUAUCUGUUAAUUCAGAGGGGAUCAACUUGGUAAAAGUCUCAACAGCAUUUCACUUAUGUUUUAAAAGAUGUAUCAUAUCUAGUUUUUUUUUUUUCUAAAGUUUUUCUUUUUGACUAAUUUUAUAUGGCAGUAUUAUUACCUGGCCAAAGUCAGCAUGAAGUACAACAGUAUUUGUCUGCUUCAUGAAUUCAUUUACUUCCAGAGUUAAUGACUUAAAUAGAUUUAGGUGUCAUCAUCCCAUAACUUCUGCUUCCAGAUUUUCUAAUGUAUUUUAAUAUUACCUUACAAAUAACCUUAACAAACUAGUUUGUUACUUUCUGAUGCAGCAUUAUUGGUAGUUUCUUACAAAUAAUGAUUCCACUAUUUUUUUUUUUCUAUUUUUAAACAAGCCAUUUUUCAUGUAAUGGAAUUUAUGACAGUUCAUCUGAAAUCAUUUGCAUGAGUUAUAUAACAUAAGCUAUAGUAAAAUAGUUGAAAUAUAUAUUGUAAGCAGAUCUUGAAAGAGAUGAUGCCAAAACAAGUUUUACUGUAUGAUUUGUGACAUAAAAACAUAUGUUUUAUAAGAAGAAAUUCAUAGUAGACAUUUUCUAUAGUGAUGAUAAACAUUCAUAUUGGACAGCAUAUGGGUUGAAAGUAACUGCUCAUCCAGUUCAGUGGAAGUAUUUAAAAGGUAUUUUAAAGCUUUAAUAAAGCAUCAUGGGGGACGUGCAUCUUAAAUUCGCUUAACUACAGCACCACCACUUGGUAGUUCUGUUAAUUACAAUUUCACCUGAUGCAAGGACACCUUUGCGCUAACCUUGUCACAAUAGCACAGGGUUUGAGAAGACUUGAAAGAUAUUAACAUGUAUUUUCAAUUUAUUAUUGUGAGUAUAAGGAUAUGAAGAAUUUUGUUUUUGUAAGAUGGUGGUGGUUGUGAUAUUGUAUAUGUACUCAUGCUUUAUGACUCAUCUUUACCAAGCUAUGUGCUUGCUAGGGUGCCAGUCCAGGAGGAUGGCAGUGAAGCUUUCAGAGAUGCACUCCAGCAGACCCUCUAUGGCUGUGCUAUUGCUGAUGGAGGUGUGGCCAUAUCAACAUCUUGCUGAUGGCAAGAUUGGUUUUGUUGAGAAUCAUUUCGGAAAAAAAAAACUGCCGAUGUUCACUAUGAUAACCACAUGCUCAUUCAGCGUAUCUGUGAACUUGCGGCCUUUAAAUA